Messenger RNA from Episyrphus balteatus (marmalade hoverfly), 1549 nucleotides. Its product is annotated as phenoloxidase-activating factor 2-like. Bases 150 to 1382 code for a protein of 410 amino acids. Gene Ontology annotation, biological process: proteolysis. The transcript is spliced from 3 exons. The record is from RefSeq and is a predicted model, not a curated record. Gene Ontology annotation, molecular function: serine-type endopeptidase activity. Lineage: Eukaryota; Metazoa; Arthropoda; Insecta; Diptera; Syrphidae.
UAUCAUAUCAUAUUUUUGAGCAAAAAUAAACAUGACAACAUAAAAGUAAUAUUUUAAAGCUAAUAGAUUAGACAGUACUAUUAUAACCGUUUAACCGUUCAGUACACAAUUUAACACGAGUUCUCUGAGAGAUUUAAUAAAUUUUUGGGAUGAAUGCAAAAUUAAUUCUCAUCCCAAUUUUUCUAAUUGGAUCAUGUGUGGCUCAGCUUGACCCAGAUUUAUUGGAUGAUAUUUUUUCUAACACAAAAUAUCCAAUUGAAAUCAUUGAUCAAGUAUUUAGAAAAUCGAAUUUUGAAACUACAGACCAUCCUGUUACAACAGUUGGACAAAAAAACCUACCACGUGAACGAACUGUCAGCUCAUAUCAGCUAUGUGGUCCUAAUAAGGUAUGUGUUCGUCAGUAUCUUUGCAAUAAUGGAAAAUUUAACAAUCAUGGUGGAUUUAUUAUUCAACCUCACUUGGGUUCUGAAUGUAAUAUUGGUUUGGAAACUUGCUGUGAUAUAAGUGAAACAUCAGAUGAACCAAUUUUAAACCCACUCCCAUCAACAGUUGGAUGUGGUUAUAGAAAUAAAAAUGGACUUGGAAUCAAAAUCAAAGAACCCACUGAUGACGAAGCUGAAUUUGGUGAAUUUCCAUGGAUGGUGCUAAUUUCGGAGAAAAUUAUUACUAAUGGCAAAGUUAAAAGCUCUUUCAAGUGCGGAGGUUCGUUGAUAGCUCCAACAGUCGUUUUAACUGGAGCUCACUGUGUGAAAUCCACACAAGCCCGGAAUAUUCAGGUCAGAGCUGGUGAAUGGCAAUCUAAUUCCGAUGUCGAACCAUUUCCACACCAGGACAGACAAGUCGUAGAAAAAAUUAUGCAUGAAAAUUUUGAUGAUGUUCGUUUGGAAAACAAUAUUGCUCUACUUUUCCUCGAGACACCAUUCGAUAAGGAUCCUCACAUCAAUACAGUUUGUUUGCCACCAGUCAAUACAAAUUUCGACAUGUCACGUUGUAUUGCUUCUGGCUGGGGAAGGAAAAGAUUCAGAUCAAAAAAAUAUCCAAAAAUUAUGAAGAAAAUUGAGUUGCCAGUAGUUCCAAAUGCUAAAUGUCAAAACGACUUAAGACAAACACGUUUAGGGCCAUCCUUUGAAUUGCAUUCCAGUUUUAUGUGUGCUGGUGGAGAACAUAACAAAGAUACUUGCAAAGGAGACGGUGGUGGACCAUUAGUUUGUCCAAUGGCCAACAAUCCAAAUCGAUACUACCAAGUUGGAAUUGUUUCUUGGGGUAUUGGAUGUUUUGACGAAAAUGUGCCUGGAGUUUAUGCAAGCAUUCCACAUCUCCGUUCUUGGAUUGAUGAACAGUUGGCUUAUAAAGAUAUCCAUGUAAAUUCUUUUACGCCAUAAAUGUGCCUUUAAUUAUAAAAUUGGACAAAGUCAGUGCUAAAAAAUAACAAUUAAAAUUAGAACAAAAAUUGUUCAACUUCAUUUGAUAGCAAAUUUCUAGUAAAUAGAUUUUUGUAUAACUCCUUGAAUUGCUUCAGAGAAUAAAAACCAUUAAAUGCUUAUAAUAA